ACCGCUCUGGCAAGAGGAGAAGCAGGGCCAGCAGCACAUCGCAGGGCGAACUUCAGACUCUAAUUUUACACCCAAGUCAUCUCGAUUCUGAUUGCAUCUGGUUUAAUAACCGAGAUUGGAACAAGAGUCAAACCUUAAAAAGAUAUCAGAAAUUUCCUUCGACACUAUAAGCCAUGAAUUCGAGGUUCCUCCCUAAAGCGCUGAGAAUCAAGCCGACCUUACAGCUCGUUACAGUACACAGUAUGUGGACGCAGCAUGAGGGUCGAUAAUUACCGAAUUACCUUAUGAUCACCUGUGUGAUCAGGUGACUUCUGCGAUUCACCAUUCCCUUGUCAAGCACUACAGGCCGAAUGGCACGAGUCGAGACGGAACCAGAUCAGGAAACCAGAGAUCGGUCAUUUGGCCGGGUUCAUAUCAUUGAGCCCAAGUCUGACCAUACCCAUACGGCCCUGAUGCUGCAUGGCCGUGGCAGUAACGGGGAGGAAUUCGCAGAAGAGAUUCUUGAAUCCAAGCUCUCCGACGGUUGCUCACUGUAUGAAAAAUUGCCCGGAUGUCGCUGGGUUUUUCCAUCUUCUGGAACACUGUGGAGCGCCGCUUUCCAAGAAGACAUACCUGCUUGGUUCGAAGCACACUCAUUGACCGAUAUUACCGAGCGCCAGGAUCUUCAAGCGAGCGGCAUAAAAGAUUCCGUGAACUACAUCAUCGGUAUAAUCAACGACGAGGCUAGUCGCCUGGACGGGAAUACGCACAGACUGGUGCUUGGGGGAAUCAGUCAGGGAGGCGCGGUUGCACUGUGGACCCUACUCUGCCAAAGAAACUCAGCAAUAAGGCCGGGCGCUGUUGUAGUUGCGAGUACAUGGCUUCCGUUUGCCGGCAACAUCGAGCGGGCACUCGCAGGAUGGCAGGCCCCUGAUAGUCUCCAGGAAGCGGAGUCAGAUGCGUUCGUAGAGCAGAUGAUGGCUGUGAAAACAAGCCGGGGAAUGGACGAUGGCGGUCAAGAUUCUCGGAGACUCCCUCCAGUUUUCAUCGGUCAUGGCAUAGACGACGCAUAUGUGGAUGUGACGCUCGGGCGACAGGCAGCCCACGUUCUCUCCCAAGCUGGACUGCAGGUCGAGUGGAAGGAAUAUUCCGGCGCGGAACUGGAAGGGCAUUGGUUCAAGGUCCCAGAAGAGAUAGACGAUAUCCAUCGAUUCCUUGCCCGGGUCGGAUGAGUUAGCUGGUGAUGGUGCGGAAUAGUGGUCGAACUAUAAUGUCCAGAUCAGAUCAACUAUGUGGUUAGAAGGUGGAGGCUGAUAUUAAGAAUCUCGUCGGAAGGAUGAUAGCGUCGUGCUAUGUCUGAAACUACAUACACAGUGGUGAUGUUAAGUCAGCUUAACUCUCAUUAAGUCUAUCUUCACUCUUACUUCUAAGUCAACUUCACGCUCACUUCUAGAUAAGUGCUCUUUACCGGUUGCCA
Messenger RNA from Westerdykella ornata, 1456 nucleotides. RefSeq names its product alpha/beta-hydrolase. Gene Ontology annotation, cellular component: cytoplasm. The coding region runs from base 351 to 1211 and encodes 286 amino acids. Gene Ontology annotation, molecular function: palmitoyl-(protein) hydrolase activity; carboxylic ester hydrolase activity. The record is from RefSeq and is a predicted model, not a curated record. The transcript is spliced from 3 exons. Lineage: Eukaryota; Fungi; Ascomycota; Dothideomycetes; Pleosporales; Sporormiaceae. Gene Ontology annotation, biological process: protein depalmitoylation.